AUGUUGAUACAGAAUACAAUCUCUAAGUCAGUGAACAGACCUACGUAUGGGAACAAGGUGACCGGGAGUGGAGACAGAUCCAUGGAGCUCUGCCUGACACUGACAGAGGCCGUAAUAACAGGAUGUUUACAGCCUGUGGAAACUCUGCCACGGGCGACCACGGGCAAGCGGCAACUGCAGCUGGAAACACGAGCGAAGAGGAAAUGCUGGCCAGCCUGGUUCCCUGCAGAUACCCCAAAUAUAACCCCUCUGACACACAGACGCUACCUGCCCCGACACAGCUCCGUGUUGGAGUGUCAAGGUGAUGAUGAUGAUGAUGAUGAUGAUGAUGAUGAGGAGGAGGAGGAGGAGGAGGAGGAUGAUAAUGGCUAUGAUGAUGAUGAUGAUGAUGAUGCCGAUUGUCCUAGAGAUAACUCCAAGUUAAAAAUGGCAUUCGCCGGACUUCUGACUGAUGCUAACAUCACUGCAGCCCUUGACGCCUGCAAAGCUGCCGACUCUUUCAAGCACAAGGAUUUCUUUGCUAAAGUCGGCCUGGCUGCCAAGACCCCUGAUGAGAUCAAGAAGGCCUUCGCCAUCAUUGACCAGGACAAGAGCGGCUUCAUUGAGGAGGACGAGCUGAAGCUGUUCCUGCAGAACUUCUCUGCCGGAGCCAGAGCUCUGACCGACGCCGAGACAAAGACCUUCCUUGCUGCCGGUGACUCUGAUGGUGAUGGCAUGAUUGGAGUUGAUGAGUUCGCUGUCAUGGUCAAAAGUUAAAUGGACAAACUGACCAACAUCUGACAACCCUAAAGGAACAACUUGAGCCAAGACAUACUCUUCCUCUCUUCUUCUCCUAUUCCCACUCACUCUCUCUCUCUCUCUAGUCAACUCUCUGCACCAAUUUUAUACAUUUGACCUUUGACCCGACCCUCCUGACCACAAACAAACUGCCCUCUCUCUCUCGCUCAGGACAUGCUCACCCAAGUGCUAUCCACGAUGAAUGUACCUGACUAAGUGUUUGGUGUGGUUGACUUGUGUCUCUCUCUCUCUCUCUCUCUCU
This is a messenger RNA of Menidia menidia (Atlantic silverside), 1039 nucleotides long. Lineage: Eukaryota; Metazoa; Chordata; Actinopteri; Atheriniformes; Atherinopsidae. The record is from the annotation of a GenBank genome assembly.